Vanessa atalanta (red admiral) is the source of this 997-nucleotide messenger RNA. RefSeq lists its product as uncharacterized. The record is from RefSeq and is a predicted model, not a curated record. Bases 52 to 984 code for a protein of 310 amino acids. The transcript has 4 exons. Lineage: Eukaryota; Metazoa; Arthropoda; Insecta; Lepidoptera; Nymphalidae.
ACUGUUUCCAUAGUAUUAGAAACAGCAAAACGAUUAGUCGUUUUCACAUAGAUGAUAACUCUGAUGUUUCUCUGGUUAAUAAUUUUAAGACAAUCGCUUUACAUGAUCGAAGCGAGAGUUUACUGUGAGGAUACAAAUACUAUGCCUUGGAUGCCUAUCGGAUUUUCGUGUCCUGUAUUAUGUGCAAGCAUCAGGAACGCAAUUGAAAGAUUGAUAAUGACAGAUUACAAUAAAUCCGUUCAAGAACAGUUGGGACAUAAAAAUAUAAAUAAAAAAAUAUUUAAAGAUGAUUUCGUUAACGAAGAUAUAAUAUACAUCACUGUGCAUGGACUAAGGCAAAAUUCUAUACGCGAUAAAGACGACAUUAAAGAACCUUUUCAAAAUGACAUUUCAUCAAACGUCAAUUCGCACUCACACAUACGAAACAAUAGAAUAUUUAAAACCCUACAAAAUAAAAAAGAUACAUCAAGUCCAAAUAAAAGUAACGAGAAAAUCAACGAUAUUUACAGUGAGGAUUUUAAGAAAAACAAGACAACGAAGAAGUGUUGGCAUUUGGUGAAAUUUAAACCGAAUCAGUUAAUCGGUAAAAUUGUUCGAAAAGAAUGUUCUAGACGAUCCAACUUCGACGCUAAAUUCUUAUCUAUAAUGACGAAUGUUUUAAACGAAUAUGCGAAUACGAGGUUCAAAUUCACCAAUGAAAUGACUGAGAUUCUCCUGGACAAUAUAUUCGGUCAGAACACAGAUCUCCGCAACAACAUAUUCGACGUCAACAAACUCCUCAAAUAUUUGAGGAAAUCUGUCGACCUGCACAAGAGCCAUUCCAAUGUGAUCACAUUGAAGUCUACUCAUUGUCUCACGAUAUCAUUACCCGGAUGUUUCUGCAAGGCCGGAUACGUUGAGAGUUCUGGUCAGUGUGUUAAGCCUUCUGACUGUGUUGAAGACGCUUAUUAUAAAAAAUAUUUAAAGAGAAUCAUUGUUAUUUAAUAAAAUAUAUAAC